UGCGAUGGAGGAGGAGUCAAAGGAGGAAAAAGACCUGAAGCUUCUUCCUCCUACGUAAAAUUAAUUGUCGUCUGCAUUCGCUUUCACAAUUUUACUUUCACAGUUUUGGUCCGAUUUAUAGACUGCAAUUAGAAAUGUGAUUGAUGUAUGACAGGGGUCAUUAACACCGACUCCGGUGAACCCACCUAAAAUACAUGUAUAUCCAAAUGAAAUUUAUGGUAAGUGAACACUUUCUUGUCACUGCUGUUGAGUAUGAACAAGUUGCUUCGGGAGAUGCGUUCAAAGGUUAAGGAGAUGACAUCAAGCUUGGAUUUCGAUAUUCAAGGAGAAGGGACCAAUGACUCGGUUUGGGAUCUACCAGGGAUGCGUGCAAGUGAUUACCAUAUGAGAAAACGAGGCGCAAAACGUGAAGGACCAAGCUCACCAUCAGAUUCAGGCGCAAGUUCUACUACAGAAGAUUCCGUUGAAUCACGGCGUGCGAAGUGUGCUCGUAAAAGCUCACGGCGGAGAAAAGUGCUCAGCGCUCGAGAGCGUAACAUGCGACGUUUAGAAAGUAACGAACGCGAACGGAUGCGUAUGCAUUCGUUGAACGAUGCAUUUCAAGAGUUGCGUGAAGUGAUACCUCACGUAAAUCUUGAUAGGAAAUUGUCUAAAAUCGAAACAUUGACGCUAGCAAAAAAUUAUAUAAAAGCAUUAACUAAUGUGAUAUGUGAAAUGCGGGGGGAGCCCACGCCGUAUAAAUUCGAAUUUAUUUCAGAUGAGAAUGAUGUUACAGCAUGUGAACAUACGAGCACUCACAACAAAGACACGUGCGAGUCUUGUAUCAAAAGAGCUAAGCAGAAAAAAGAAAAAACAAGUACGAUAAAAGAACAAGAUUCGGAGGGUAUAAGCAUUUCGCAUAACGAGGAAGAGGAAGUGAAUAAAGAAAAAAGUAAUCUAUGUCUUUGCUGAAAGCUUGAUUAACAGAAAUAGAAAUAUUUAUGAAUAAAAAAUGUAUAUAAUUACAAAUAUAGAUGUGGGUAUGCGUAUGCAUAUAUCUGUACAUAAACGUGCA
Octopus sinensis (East Asian common octopus) is the source of this 1054-nucleotide messenger RNA. RefSeq names its product class A basic helix-loop-helix protein 15. The transcript is spliced from 3 exons. Bases 253 to 951 code for a protein of 232 amino acids. Gene Ontology annotation, molecular function: protein dimerization activity. NCBI's taxonomy places the organism in Eukaryota, Metazoa, Mollusca, Cephalopoda, Octopoda, Octopodidae. The record is from RefSeq and is a predicted model, not a curated record.